Messenger RNA from Catharus ustulatus (Swainson's thrush), 403 nucleotides. RefSeq names its product feather beta keratin-like. The record is from RefSeq and is a predicted model, not a curated record. The coding region runs from base 1 to 351 and encodes 116 amino acids. Gene Ontology annotation, molecular function: structural constituent of cytoskeleton. Gene Ontology annotation, cellular component: intermediate filament. The transcript has a single exon. NCBI's taxonomy places the organism in Eukaryota, Metazoa, Chordata, Aves, Passeriformes, Turdidae.
AUGGCCUGCUACGACAUCUGCCGUCCCUGCGGACCCACCCCGCUGGCCAACAGCUGCAAUGAGCCCUGUGCCCGCCAGUGCCAGGACUCCAGGGUUGUCAUCGACCCUUCCCCUGUGCUGGUCACCCUGCCAGGACCCAUCAUGACCUCCUUCCCCCAGAACACCGCCGUUGGAUCCACCUCCUCGGCUGCCGUGGGCACUGAGCUCAGUGUGCAGGGACAGCCCAUCUCUGGUGGAUUUGGUGGCUUUGGUGGCUUUGGCUAUGGCCGUGGAUUUGGCUAUGGGCUGGGCUAUGGCUAUGGGCUGGGAGGCCUGGGCUGCUACGGCAGAAGGGGCGGCUACAACUGCUAAGGACCCUCAGCAUCACUCCUUACACCACCAGCUCAGGGAUCAGGCAACAAGU